Molecule: messenger RNA, 1971 nt
Organism: Lactuca virosa
Lineage: Eukaryota; Viridiplantae; Streptophyta; Magnoliopsida; Asterales; Asteraceae
Source: the annotation of a GenBank genome assembly
AUGUCACCCUCUAGGCCUCUGCCAUCGUUACCCGAGACCACACAUACCACCACACCACUGCCAACUCUAGCGUCACCACCACCUCUACCACCACCCACCGCCACCACAAACAUCACUAUCAUUUAUAACCACUUUGGUUGUGACAUUCAGAUUCUCAUCGUUCUCCAAUGGGCCAAAAAUAUUAAGAACCCAAAACGGAACAGCAAUCCAUCAUCUCAUUUCUCAUAUCAUAUAUCAUCACACAUUAGUGGAAAGAUGGGUUUCAGGAACAAGUUGCUAGUAUGCACCACAAUAGUAAGUGAAACCAGAGAUGAAAUGGUGAAAUCAAUGGAGAAAGCUAAAGAAGAAGGUGCAGAUCUUGUUGAGCUUUGUAUAGAUUCCAUGUCUCCCUUCCAUCUUUCUGAAGUCGAGCAUCUUCUCAAACAAAGAACUCUCCCUGCAAUUGUUUCUUUCAGGUUAAAUUCGCAGAAAAACUCAUACAAAGGAGAUUCGAAGAACAAAUGUUUACAAGUGUUGAGACUCGCCAUCGAGUUGGAUGUCGAAUUCGUCGAGAUCGACUUUGAGCUGGCUUUCGAUGUUAUUGAUGAACUUAUGCAAAAACGAGAGAAUAGUAAGAUAAUUGUAUCAAGCCACGUGAAAAGCGGAUUUCGUUGCAAAGAAAAAUUAGGCAAUUUGCUCGUAUGCCUCCAAUCUACUGGAGCAGAUAUAAUCAAAGUUGUGACAGAGGUGGCUUAUAUUACUGAUGUAGCACCAGUCUUUCAUGUCCUCACUCAUUCCCAUGUCCCUGUGAUUGUAAGAGCUGUUGGAGAUAGAGGUCUUAUCAGCCAAUUGUUGGGCCCAAAAUAUGGUGCCUUCAUGGUUUAUGGUUCAUUAGGAGACAAAUCUAUACCUGGCUUGCCACCUCUUCUCAGCAUCAAGAACGUUUAUAAACUCGAUAAUGUGGAUAUAGAUACAAAAGUAUUUGGUGUUGUCUCAAAUCCAGUAGGUCACAGCAAAGGUCCUCUGCUGCAUAAUCCAGCUUUCAGAUACUGCAAUUAUAAUGGAAUUUAUGUCCCCCUCCUGGUUGAUAACAUCAAGGAGUUUCUCAGAGUUUUUUCAUGUACCGACUUUGCUGGUUUCAGUAUUGGUCUACCACAUAAGGAAUCAGCAGUAGCAUGCUGUGAUGAAGUUGACUCCCUUGCUAAGUCAAUUGGAGCUGUAAACACCAUUGUUAGGCGGCCCACUGAUGGAAAGCUCAUUGGUUACAACACAGAUUGUGAUGCUUGCAUUACUGCAAUAGAAGAUGCACUGCGAGAAAGACAGGUUUCAAAUGGGGAUGUAGCAAAUGUGUCCCCAAUUGCUGGAAGAUUGUUUGUAUUAGUUGGAGCAGGAGGUGCUGGAAGAGCAUUAGCAUUUGGUGCCAAAAGCAAAGGAGCACGAGUUGUGAUUUUUAACCGAAACUUUGAGAGAGCAGAGUCUCUUGCACGAGCAGUUUCAGGGGAGGCUUUGCCUAUCGAACAAUUGGAUGCAUAUUGCCCUGAAAAUGGAAUGAUUCUUGCAAAUUGUUCUGCUAUUGGCAUGGAACCAGAUGUACACCUAACACCAGUUUCCAAGGAGAAUUUGAGAUCAUAUGAUCUUGUAUUUGAUGCGGUUUAUACACCUAGAAACACACGGCUAUUGCAAGAGGCUGUAGAGGUGGGAGUUACAGUAGUGAGUGGUGUUGAGAUGUUCAUCAGACAAGCUCUUGGCCAGUUCAGAUUGUUCACCAAUGGAUUAGCACCUGAGGAUUUCAUGCGCAAGGUUGUAUUAGAACAAUUUUGACCAUUCAACCCUCCUCACCAUAUAUAAUAUAUAUUUUUAUCAAAAAUCAAAACCACCCGUUGGCGGAAGAGUUGUCACAAAUACAUUUGGCAGAUGAGAAAUUCCAUAAAUCUUGAAAAAGAGAAGGGAUUCAGAUAAGAAGAUGAUUUGUGAAUUGCAAGUACUUGGUCU